Molecule: messenger RNA, 1290 nt
Organism: Penicillium malachiteum
Lineage: Eukaryota; Fungi; Ascomycota; Eurotiomycetes; Eurotiales; Aspergillaceae
Product: ankyrin repeat domain-containing protein
Exons: 2
Coding region: 1-1290 (429 amino acids)
Cellular component (GO): nucleus; cytoplasm
Molecular function (GO): protein binding
Source: RefSeq, a predicted model, not a curated record
AUGCUGACCACCAAUAUGAUUGCCUGCUCCCAGGUGAAUGUUGAACGCCUUCUCAGAAGGGGUUUGGAGGAACAGAGUGACGAGGACGGGAGUUCAGCCCUUUCCAGUUUAUCAUCUGGCUCUCUGUCUUUGACCGACAAGGAAUCUUGGGAGCAAAUUCGCAAAAAGCUCCAAAGCGUUGGUUUAACCCCUAGAGCCUUUGACAAAAAUCGAGCAUUCAUCCUCCAGAUUCUGGAACAAUCCAUCUUUGAGGGUGAUUUCGUAGCAGCUAUUGAGCCUGGCUCUCAAUCAAAAAGAUCGUUGAAUGCGUCAAUAGAUUCUGAGUCUACAGCUGCUCUAACGCUGGCUCCCGCCAUGAUCCCCAAAUCCAGGGUAAAUCAGCCGCCACUGCCAAUGCCAAUCAAAACUGAGAGGAACCGUGAAAGACCAACCCCUGUUACAUCCAAACCUGCUAAAAGACCCAAUGGAUUGUCUAGGAUCGUUUACAGGCUGGCAACCAGCAGGAAUAAAUUUAUUCAGGCUGCUGCAGAUGGGGACCUGCCCUUGGUCAUGCGCGGCCUAGACAUGAAUGUCGAUGUUGAUUACCAAAAUCCGGACGGAGAUUCGGUAUCGAUCAAGGCAGCAGAUAAUGGGCACGAAAGAAUAGUUGAGGCCCUUGUUGCACACGGUGCAGCUCGGAGGGCAUCUAUUGGGACGCGGCUUGACUGUAAUGCAGCUCUAUGCAGAGCUGCAGCAAAAGGACAUGUAAGAAUAAUUGAACUCAUUCUGGAAGAAGGUGGAAUGACUGAAUGGUGCCCGGAACUUGAAAAUUCUUCAAGUCGCCCAGCAAGUCCUCUUUACAUGGCGGCAUCAUCUGGUCAAUUAAGUGCUGUGCAAGUCUUACUGAAAAAAGGUGCAAGUUUGGAGACUCUACAUGGCAAUGGUGAAAGCGAGGCAUUGUUAACGGUUUCAGCGCAUGGGUUUGAAAAUAUCGUCAGAUACCUUCUGGAGAAAGGUGCACGAAUUGACGGGUCAACAUCCGAAGGAAAAACUGCCCUGUCCUACGCUAUCACUCAUCAAAGAGAUUCCAUAGUCGCUUUGCUAUUGAGUAAAGGGGCAUCAGUGGAUAUAAAAGAUAAGGAGCUACGAACAUACUUGUACUUAGCACUGGCAGAUAAGCUUGAUGCUGAUGUGAAAGGCUCAAAGCAGCUGGGAAUAGUUAAAGCGCUGCUUGAGUAUGGGGCAAAGGCAACUAUCAAUGCAAUAGACAAGCAGCAAGAAACCGCUUUGCUCCUUGCAAUAACACAAUAA